GUAGGAGCCUCUGACCACCACAGCUGCUGGUCUUCACGUGACCUCACGGUGUGCUAUUUGUGGCCCGAGCUUUGAAUGAGUUAGUUGCCACAAAGGCAUGCAACUCCUGCUACAGGCGGACACGGGUUUGACCACCUCCCCUUGCUUGUAUUUAUUACGAGUUGAGAGAGAAGACGGCUCCAUCAAAGGUUUUACUUUACAAAUCCUCAUUGUGUUUGACACCUGGAGGAGAUGCUGAACUGAAAGCAGAGCUCAGAGAAAAGAAUCGCAGGACUUUAUUCGUAUUCUGGGGAUUUCCUUGCUCUGAUAUUUUGAGUUGGUCAUUGGCACUACCGUGAAGAGCUUGUGUCUGUGUGUUUGUGUGCGUGUGUGUGUGCUUGUGUGUGUCUGAGUGCUUAAAGAAAUCAACAUGGUCCUUGCCCACCUAAAAGUAUUUGGAAAGCAGCUUUUGCGAGUGAAGGUGGUCGACUGCAGCACAGAAGAGUCUCGGCUUUCCCGAUGUCUCAACACCUUUGACCUGGUAGCACUCGGAGUGGGCAGCACAUUGGGCGCUGGCGUCUAUGUGCUGGCUGGGGCCGUGGCGCGGGAAAACGCCGGUCCGGCAAUCGUACUGUCCUUUCUGAUUGCAGCAUUGGCCUCAGUUAUGGCUGGACUGUGUUACGCUGAGUUCGGAGCACGUGUACCCAGGACGGGCUCUGCGUAUCUGUACAGCUAUGUGACAGUGGGCGAGCUGUGGGCCUUCAUCACCGGCUGGAACCUCAUCCUGUCUUAUAUCAUAGGAACAUCCAGCGUUGCUCGAGCAUGGAGCGCGACCUUUGAUGAGCUCAUUGGGAAACAUAUAGAGAGCUUCUGUAAGCUACACAUGAAUAUGAAGGCCCCGGGAGUGCUAGCGGAGUAUCCGGACAUGUUUGCAGUGCUCAUCAUCCUCCUGCUAACAGGUUUGUUGGCGUUUGGGGUGAAGGAGUCCGCUUUGGUCAAUAAGGUGUUCACCUGCAUCAAUGUUCUGGUCCUGAUGUUUGUGGUGGUGUCGGGCCUCAUCAAAGGAACCCUCAAAAACUGGAACCUGGAUCCUAAAGAGAUCCUCAACCACACAUACUCUUCAAAUACAUCGGAGGAGCUGCCGUCUGAAGAGAGUCUGGGUGUUGGUGGUUUCAUGCCGUUCGGCUUCUCUGGAGUUCUGUCUGGUGCUGCGACCUGUUUCUAUGCCUUUGUUGGGUUUGAUUGUAUCGCCACGACAGGUGAGGAGGUGAAGAAUCCUCAGAGGGCGAUACCCAUUGGAAUUGUAGCAUCACUUCUCAUCUGUUUCGUCGCUUACUUCGGUGUAUCAGCUGCCCUCACGUUGAUGAUGCCAUACUACAUGCUGGAUAACAACAGCCCUCUGCCCGUGGCCUUCAAAUAUGUGGGCUGGGAAGGGGCGAAUUAUGCAGUAGCUAUUGGUUCACUUUGUGCUUUAUCCACCAGUUUGUUGGGCUCCAUGUUCCCAAUGCCCCGUGUAAUAUGGGCCAUGGCUGAAGAUGGGCUGCUCUUCAAGUUCUUGGCCAACAUCAGUGAAAAAUCCAAAACGCCCAUAAUGGCCACUAUAACAUCAGGCAUAGUGGCAGCGGUGAUGGCGUUCCUGUUUGAGCUGAAAGAUCUGGUUGAUCUCAUGUCCAUUGGCACUCUUCUGGCUUACACACUAGUUGCGGCCUGUGUCUUAGUCUUGAGAUACCAACCAGAGCAGCCCAGUGUGAAUGUCCAGUAUCAGAUCGCCAGUUGUCAGGAGGAAACAGAGGCUGAUUCCAUCAACUACAGCAAUGCUGGUUUUGUGCCUGGAUCUCAAGAUAUCUGCACCUUCAGCAACCUUCUGUUCCCCAAAAACGAGGAGCCCUCUCGUCUCUCUGGCUUCACUGUCAACAUCUGCACGAGUGUAUUAGGUGUCCUGGUGUGUGUGUUCUGUGUCGUGGCGGUUCAGGGUGGAUUUCAGGUCUGGGUUUUUGCGGUUCUUGCUGCUCUGGCUGUAGUUUGCUUCAUCGUCACCGUGUUAAUAUGGCGGCAACCUGAGAGCAAGACUAAACUGUCUUUCAAGGUUCCUCUGCUGCCGUUCCUCCCUGUCCUCAGCAUGUUCAUUAACGUGUACCUGAUGAUGCAGCUGGACAGAGGCACCUGGAUGCGUUUCGCCAUUUGGAUGGGCAUAGGUUUUGUUAUUUAUUUUGGCUAUGGGAUGUGGCACAGCACAGAGGCAGCUUUGGCCCGUAACGACAUAGAAGACAACAACACCAUUUUCAAACUGACAAACGAACCUGCCACACCUGAGAAAGAGGCUUUCUUGAGCAACGGGAUCAGUGCCAACGCAGAAGAGAGCAGUGACCCUUGAGAAUGCACUUCAAAUGACCUGUUGUGUGUUCGCUAUACCGAUACAUGUGACUUACGACAACCAAAACGUCCGAACACAGAGCUGCUAUUGACAUUCAAGAUGCUUCUCUUUUGAAAAACACCUUUAUGUGUUACUGUAGGUCUAAAGCACCUUUAAGCAGCAUUGCAACGUGAUGAAUUCUGUUUAUCAGAUGAAAUGCCUGUCAUUCAGGAAAAAAAGUGAAGGACAGCAUUAAUGAUUGUGUUCAUAGGGAUGUACACUGCACUGUUAGAACAAGUGGUUAUUCUGCAGUCGGGUUGGUUUAUUUUUUACCUAUUUAUUUUUUGUAGCAUGUCGGUAUCAUGCUUUUUAAAACACAGACAUAUCGCAUUGUUACCCAUAAUGUGUGGUUUGCAUUUGUAUGUUGAAUUCUAGGGAUGCACCGAUAUAAAAUUGCCUUGGUUACAUAGUGUUUUAAAGCAAGGAAGCAGAAAAAAACUGGCAAUUACACAACUUGACAAGAAAUUUCUCUAUUAAUUGUACUUUUUAUUAACAUUUCACAUAUUUAUUUAGCUGACUUGAGGUGCGUUAAAUCAAUUUCUCUGUGUGAGGUUUUUUUGUGUGCUGCAAAUCAAGCCAGUUGUUUUUUUCCCCUCUGCGUAAGUCUGUAACUGUCCAGUGCCUUUUCCCACCCUUUUUGAUUAAUAGUGCUGAUGUUUACUUGCACUGAAAAUGACUUUUAGCAGCUUGAUCUCAGUCUAGUGCCAUUUUUCAGACUUUUAUGAGACUGUUGCCAAGCCCUUGGGUGGGGAAAAAAGACCAAGUCAUGGAUCUGGGAAAAAUCUCUAUUCAGAGGGAAUGUAAUGCCAGUUUGUUUGGCCCAUUUCCUUUUCAUUCAGCUGUUGUGUGCAUGUUCAUUCUCUGUUAGCUUUUUAACACUUGCAUCUGGUGUUGGGCGAAAUAUUUUUGUACAGUAUUUUUUGAUUUAUUUUUUUUAUUUUUUUUGUAUUAUACUUUAUUGUCCAUAUUUUAGUCGGCUAAUUUGUACAGAACCAAAAACAAGCCAAAGAAUUCAAUAUUUUUGAUUGUUUUAUGAAUAGCAUUUUGCAUUAAAAACCACAACACAACAGAUUUGCAGAAACAUUGCGUUACAGUACAUUUUCUGCAGUGUAUUGUAAGUAAUUGAAAAAUAUAUAUAUUUGUUUGUUCAUGUCAAGAAAUUAAGGGAACUGUACAUUUUUUUGUUUUUGUUUUUUUGUAAAUAUUUGGUGUUUUUCUGCAAUAAAUUAUUGUUUGUAAAGAAUGUUUCUCAUA
Molecule: messenger RNA, 3646 nt
Organism: Megalobrama amblycephala (Wuchang bream)
Lineage: Eukaryota; Metazoa; Chordata; Actinopteri; Cypriniformes; Xenocyprididae
Gene: slc7a1b
Product: solute carrier family 7 member 1b
Exons: 12
Coding region: 410-2353 (647 amino acids)
Biological process (GO): amino acid transport; transmembrane transport
Cellular component (GO): plasma membrane
Molecular function (GO): amino acid transmembrane transporter activity
Source: RefSeq, a predicted model, not a curated record